AUGUAUACCGACCCACUGAGACGCAAUUCCCGUUUUCGCAAAGACGCGUCGUUCGGCGAAAGACCAAAGGUCAGUGCAAAGACAAGUCAGCCAAAGGAGGCGCCAUGUGAGUCUUGCAAGAUUAUGCAUUUGAACGUCCAAAGAGUUGGUAGCCUCGACUUGUGUCCCUACUGCAAGGCGCUCUUCGACGACGACGACACCUUUCGUUUCAAACGUGGCGGUCAAUACGGCUUCGAACGUUACAAACGCGUAAAGGUGUUGUGCUUCGACGGCGUGUGGUAUUCAGCAAUGAUGGUGGAUUUUAAGAACGGUCGAAUUCGAGUGCACUAUGAAGGUUGGAGCGACAAGUUUGACGAGUGGAUAUUGGCCGGAAGUAAAAGAAUUAAGGACAUGACCUUGGAAGAAAUGGUACGUCGUAAGAGAAGCAGCAGCAAUCUUUCCAGCUCAUCCACCUCAAGUCUCACAAGUCUUUCGGAUCUUUCAAGUGACAGCGCGUCACAAUCCGACGUGCCAACCACAAAGAAGAACAAUAAAAAGGAUGUUGAUUCGGAAGUUCGGAGUAAACGCUGUGAAUCAUCCGAUUCUCUGAGUUCAUUUGAUUGGAGUGACUUUUAUGUGGGACGUAAUACGAGACGUAGUUUACGCAACGACAAAUUAUUGGACAACUCGGAUACCUUCAACCGGCUGAAAGCCCAAUUCAAACCGGGAACACUGAUCGAGGCACGGGACAGAUUAAAGGAAUGGGUACCCGCCACAAUAAUUGAGGCCAAGGGUUGUCGCGUGUUAAUUCACUACAAUGAUGUCCCGGCCUUUUAUGACGAGUGGGUGGAUAUUAACAGCGAUCGGUUACGCACGAGGUCAUCAAAGAAAGAAGAGAUGAGCGCGAUCAGACAUAGCAUCAGGAGUGCGUCGUGUCUGUCCGUGAGCAGAAAAGAGCCGACCAAGAAAAAGAUCAGAUCAAAAUCCAGCGAGGAUUCUAUGUCGGAAUUAGAGUUCAUUGAUGUCGACACCUUACCCGAAGAGCUGCCCGUUCAGGUAACGUUAUUUCCUGUUCGAUUCAUGAUGGCCACCGAAUCCAACCAAGUAACCAAACCAUUCCAAAUUUUCCUAUUCACACCUAGAUACUAUUGUACCUAUUGUGAGACGCCUUCGGAGGGAAACGACUACAAAAGCUUUGAGCUGUGUGUGUGGUGCUUCGCCCAUCAAUUCCCAAAUUAUCACGAGCAUCCUCGUUGUUCGUUUGCCGUUCAAUCACUGAUUGACGACGAAGCGAUUAAAAUUUCAUCAAAGGGUGAAGUUAUCAAAACGUUUGAUAAAGACGUUUUUGACACAACUUAUAAAGACCCUGGUUUUGAUUUUUUAAAUAAUGACGUAUCAUUUGAUAGUGAUAUGGGAUAUCUUUAUCUUAAGGCGUGGAACACGCGUAAAAUCUGUGGUUUUUGCAAUGACGAUGACGGACAACAACUUGGCGGAUUCAUUGGACCACAACCUUUUAUUUCAAACACUUACACGCGCCACGGCGAAAAGCAAAAGAUAUUCUGGAGCCAUUACGCAUGCGCAAAGUAUUCGCCCGAGGUCUUUGUCACAAAAUCGAGUGAAUGGUAUAACGUGACGCUGGCGUGGAAAAGAGGUCGCGGCAUGAAAUGUGGAAAGUGCAAAGAGCGAGGAGCCACGAUUGGCUGCUUUGAACCAAAAUGUGCAAAAAGUUACCAUCUUCCGUGCACCGACAAACCCCUUUCCCAUUUUGAGAUGGGCGUGAUAUUCUAUUGUCCGGCCCACGAAGCUCGCUACGUUCAAAAAGAGAUAUACAAUGAAAUUUACAGAUGCGAUGUUUGCUCUUGCGAACUUCAAGCGGACAAAUGGUGGACUUGCAAGCCAUGCGAGUCCAACUUUUUUUCUUCAUUUGAUUUAUGCCCACAGUGUUUUGAUGAGAGAUUCCCGGAUAAUCAUCAACAUGGAAAAGAUGCGUUCGAGGAAACAUCUGUCAAGAAGAUAAAAGACGAACAGAUCACCAAGCAAGCAGCAAUUGCCGUAGCCAGUCAGAAGGCUCGAAGUUCGGGAACGCGCAAGAAAUCCAAGAAUUCGCUCUCCGGAAAAGGAGGUCGGGUCCAGUGCUCAUAUUGUUGGUCCGAGGAAUCACCUCGUUGGAGAAAAGGAUAUAACGGGGUAUUGAUGUGCGAGGAUUGUUUCGAGUUAGUAUUGGUCAAUAAUACUUCCGGAGAAUCCGUGUUAGAGGCCAACAAACUUAUGGUCACGAGCGAGGAUUACUCAUAUCGACCAUAUCUCACGAGGAAUUCUUGUUCGGACGCCAAAUUCGAUAAUUCGGAAUCCCAGGCGAUAUAUCUGGAUACUUAUGAGCCUGCGGAGAAUCAAUUAUUUUCUUUACCUUUUGAUAGCUCAUAUUUCGACAUUCCAGGAAGAGCACCUAGAUGGGCAACACACAGUGGCACGGACUAUCACGGAACGUGGUUACCACAGACGGUUCGAAGGGCCUUGCUUCGUUUCACGAAGAAAAAUGACAGAAUCCUGUCAAAUUUCCUCGGGAGAGGGACCGAUGCCAUAGAGUGUUUCCUGCUUGGUCGAAGGGAAUUUGCUAACAUCUUUGAUACGCUAAGGCUCGUUGGUAUAGACAUUAAUCCCGCUGCUGUGGCGUUAUCUCAGAGAAAUUGCUCGUUUGCAAUUCCACCAAAUCGAGGAAUUACGGCCGAGCACCGACCAAUAAUCCUUCAAGGAGAUUCCCGACAAUUGACCGGCAAUAUUUUUGAUGAUGAAACUUUUGAUCAUAUCCUCAGUCAUCCCCCGUACAAGAACUGUGUCGAAUAUUCAACUCACAUUGAAGGAGAUCUAUCCAGAUUCGCAAACUCGAAAGAGUUCGCAAUGGAAAUGAGCAAAGUCAUUAAUGAGUCUUGGAGAUUAUUGAAGCCAGGAAGAAGGGUUACCCUUGGAAUCGGAGAUAAUCGGGAACAUUGCUUUUAUGUCCCAGUUAGCUUUAAUUUAUUUCGACAGUAUAUGGAUCAGGGAUUCGAAUUGGAAGAACUGGUUGCAAAACGACAGAGAUACUGUCAGGCGUUCGGAUUGGGCACGUACCUUUGUGUGCAAUAUGACUUCCUGAUGUUCACACACGAGUUUAUCGCAACCUUCAAAAAAGUGGAUCGAGAGAAGAAUGACCGGAUGUUAUUUACGCCAGGUAAUUAUGAUCUGGAGAAGGAAGUUACGCUCACGCAUGCGCUGAGAGAAAUUCCCAUACUUCCCAUAUCACGCAAGAGCGUUGUUAUGGGCACAACAUGGACAUUUAAACCCACAUCUUCGCAUAGCUUUGUGCAACUCUGCACGUCGAGAAUGGUUGAAAGGUUUGGAAGGGAUUUUGCCAAUUAUGAAGAAAUAGACAUAAAAUUCAAUAAUGUAGAGUUAAAUACCGCCAAUAAUGAAAACACGCAUUUUUAUCACAAAAAUGAGGAUGAUAAAGAAGAAGGUGAGGAUGACAUGCCGGAAUACGAACGGAUAAGGCAGAAAAGAAUUCAAGAAAAUCAGAAAAUGCUUCUUUCAUUGGGACUUAAAUGCGACCUCGGCGAAGAAUCUGAUGACAUAUCACAUCUGGAAAAGCUCCUAAAAAGCAAACCGCUACCACCACCGACACCUACAGCAUUAAUUAUUAUACCACACAUUCCCAAUAAUCUGUUAACCGCACAAGUCAUUCCCAUCUAUCGAGAAGCGAUCGUGCGUUUGGCUCGUGAAGCAUAUGAACGAUUACCACCAUCUGGCUUCCUUGUGAUCGGAGGACAGGAUGUACGUACACCAGAUAAAAAGCUGUGGCCUCUCAGCAUGCUUUUCAUGGAGGAUGUUAAUAAGGCAGUUGGUGAAGACAAGAUGCCAUUGAAGGAAUUGGUGAUCACAGUCCCUGAAGGAUAUGCCAAGGAUAAGAAAAAGAUUUGUUCAAGAGAAGAUUAUGUCGAAGAACGGUGUAUCGUGAAUGAAGAAGGAUCCGCAAUACAAGUGGCCAUCGUUCAUAAUGAUAAAUCUGCGGCUACCAGAAUAUUGAAUCUGAAAUGUGAAGAAGGCAAGAUCAAAAAUUUAGAGGAUGAUUGA
Acaulospora morrowiae is the source of this 4086-nucleotide messenger RNA. The record is from the annotation of a GenBank genome assembly. NCBI's taxonomy places the organism in Eukaryota, Fungi, Glomeromycota, Glomeromycetes, Diversisporales, Acaulosporaceae.